Molecule: messenger RNA, 3867 nt
Organism: Osmerus eperlanus (European smelt)
Lineage: Eukaryota; Metazoa; Chordata; Actinopteri; Osmeriformes; Osmeridae
Gene: smarca1
Product: SWI/SNF related, matrix associated, actin dependent regulator of chromatin, subfamily a, member 1
Exons: 24
Coding region: 95-3163 (1022 amino acids)
Biological process (GO): nucleosome organization; regulation of transcription by RNA polymerase II
Cellular component (GO): chromatin; nucleus
Molecular function (GO): ATP binding; histone binding; ATP-dependent chromatin remodeler activity
Source: RefSeq, a predicted model, not a curated record
GGAGGUUUUUGCCCAUGUCGAACUUACAGUGACUGAAAUCAAAUAACGUUACCAAGCCAGCUAGCUAACUGAUGAAAAAUAGAUAUUCGACACAAUGUCAGAUGAAGAGGUUCCGUCAACUUCCAGAGAGCCUGAUCCUGAAAUGGAUGAGGUAGUUGAUGACCCACCUUUCCAGCUCAAGAUACCCCCAAAGGCCGUGGCUAAAGUCGAGGGCGAUGUGGACCCUGAGUAUGAGGAGAAGCGGAAAACGGACCGAGCGAAUCGUUUCGAGUUCCUGUUGAAGCAGACAGAGCUGUUUGCACAUUUCAUUCAGCCUGCGUCCCAGAAGUCUCCUACUUCACCUCUGAAAGUGAAGCUCGGACGCCCGCGCAUCAAACAAGACGAGAAACAAAACCUGCUCUCUAUUGGAGAUAAUCGUCACAGAAGAACAGAACAGGAAGAGGAUGAAGAGCUUCUGUCGGAGAGCAGGAAGGUUGCCAACGUCCUGGUCCGCUUCGAAGAGUCUCCCUCCUAUGUUAAAAACGGAACCCUGAGGGAUUACCAAGUCAGAGGGCUCAACUGGAUGAUCUCUCUGUACGAGAACGGCAUCAAUGGGAUCCUUGCUGAUGAGAUGGGCUUAGGGAAGACCCUUCAGACCAUCGCGUUGCUGGGAUACCUGAAGCACUACAGGAACAUCCCGGGCCCUCACAUGGUGUUGGUUCCCAAGUCAACGCUACACAACUGGAUGAAUGAGUUCAAGAGAUGGGUGCCAACUCUGAAGGCCGUUUGUCUUAUCGGAGACAAGGAUGCUCGGGCUGCGUUUGUGCGUGACGUCAUGAUGCCUGGAGAAUGGGAUGUCUGUGUGACGUCCUAUGAAAUGGUCAUCCGAGAAAAGUCUGUGUUCAAGAGGUUCAACUGGAGAUAUCUGGUCAUCGAUGAAGCUCACAGGAUCAAAAAUGAGAAAUCCAAACUCUCUGAGAUUGUGCGGGAGUUUAAAACCACCAACCGCCUUCUCCUGACCGGCACGCCGCUGCAGAACAACCUCCACGAGCUGUGGGCGCUGCUCAACUUCCUCCUACCGGACGUCUUCAACUCUGCCAACGACUUCGAUUCUUGGUUCGACACAAACAACUGUCUCGGGGACCAGAAGCUGGUUGAGAGACUGCAUGCGGUUCUGAGGCCUUUUCUCCUGCGUCGCAUCAAAGCGGAGGUGGAAAAAACCCUACCUCCUAAAAAGGAAGUGAAGAUUUAUCUGGGACUGAGUAAGAUGCAGAGAGAAUGGUACACUCGUAUCCUGAUGAAGGACAUCGACAUCCUGAACUCUGCGGGGAAGAUGGAUAAGAUGCGCCUGUUGAACAUCCUCAUGCAGCUUAGAAAGUGCUGCAACCACCCGUACCUGUUUGACGGGGCCGAGCCGGGACCCCCCUACACCACAGACACACACCUGGUCAUCAACAGUGGCAAAAUGGUGGCUCUGGACAAGCUUCUGCCCAAAGUCCAAGAACAAGGGUCUCGAGUGCUCAUCUUCAGUCAGAUGACCCGCGUCCUUGACAUCCUGGAGGACUACUGCAUGUGGAGGGGUUACGAGUACUGUCGCCUGGACGGGAACACGUCGCACGAAGCCAGACAGCAAGCCAUAGAGGCCUACAAUGCUCCGAACAGUAGCAAGUUCAUUUUCAUGUUGAGCACCAGAGCUGGGGGUUUGGGCAUAAACCUGGCAACCGCCGACGUGGUCAUCCUGUACGACUCUGACUGGAACCCUCAAGUAGACCUGCAGGCCAUGGACAGGGCUCAUAGAAUUGGUCAGAAGAAACCAGUGCGUGUGUUCCGCCUCAUCACUGAUAACACAGUCGAGGAGAGGAUUGUAGAGAGAGCUGAGAGGAAGUUGAGACUAGACUCCAUUGUUAUUCAACAAGGGAGGCUGAUCGACCAGCAGUCCACCAAACUGGGGAAGGACGAGAUGCUGCAGAUGAUUCGCCACGGCGCCACGCAUGUGUUCGCCUCCAAGGACAGUGAGCUCACGGAGGAAGACAUCAACACCAUCCUGGAGCGAGGAGCCAAGAAGACAGCGGAGAUGAACGAGCGCAUGGAGAAGCUGGGGGAAGGCUCUCUCAGGAACUUCACCAUGGACAUGGGAACCACAGAGACCAGCCUCUACAACUUCGAAGGGGAGGACUACAGAGAGAAGCAGAAACUGAGCAUGAUGGAGUGGAUCGAACCUCCUAAACGAGAACGGAAAGCCAACUAUGCGGUGGACGCGUACUUCAGAGAAGCCCUGCGCGUCAGUGAACCUCGGGCCCCGAAGGCUCCUCGGCCGCCCAAACAGCCCAGCAUCCAGGACUUUCAGUACUUUCCCCCUCGCCUGUUUGAGCUGCUGGAAAUGGAGAUCCUUCAUUACAGGAAGACCAUAGGCUACAAGGUGCCCAGGAGCCCUGAUGUCCCCGGCUCUGCCCAGGUGCAAAAGGAGGAGCAGAAGAAGAUCGACGAGGCGGGGCCCCUGACGGCCGAGGAGACGGAGGAAAAGGAGAAGCUGCUGACGCAGGGCUUCACCAACUGGAACAAGCGAGAUUUCAAUCAGUUCAUCAAAGCCAACGAGAAAUACGGCCGUGACGACAUUGACAACAUCGCCCGUGAAGUGGAGGGGAAAAACCCUGAGGAAGUCAUCGAGUAUUCUGCCAUUUUCUGGGAGCGCUGCAAUGAACUCCAGGACAUUGAGAAGAUCAUGGCCCAGAUCGAGCGUGGCGAGGGUCGGAUCCAGCGCAGGAUCAGCAUCAAGAAGGCGUUAGACGCCAAGAUCGCGAGGUACAAGGCCCCGUUCCACCAGCUGAGGAUCCAGUAUGGGACCAACAAAGGCAAGAACUACACGGAGGAGGAGGAUCGCUUCCUGAUCUGCAUGCUGCACAAGAUGGGCUUCGACAAGGAGUGCGUCUACGAGGAACUGAGGCAAUGCGUCCGGAAUGCGCCGCAGUUCAGAUUCGACUGGUUCAUCAAGUCCCGGACCGCGAUGGAACUGCAACGCCGUUGUAACACACUCAUCUCUCUCAUCGAGAAAGAGAACAUGGAGAUCGAGGAGAAAGAGAGAGCUGAGAAGAAGAAGAGAACUCCAAAAAGCCAAACAGCUCACAAAAGAAAAGCUGAUGGAUCCUGCGAAUCUGUAAGAAAAGACAAGAAGUCCAGAGCCUGAGGCCUGGGUCAGAGCCUGAGGCCUGGGUCAGAGCUGGGGAACACUUGCGUAAUCAAUCUUUCAUCUGAAUCAUCCUAUUGAGGUCACAGGUUUGGUCAAUCAUUAAAAAAAAAAAAUGUUAGUCAACAAAACAAAGCUGUUGUUACUUGUCGAAGUGAGUGGCUUCUCUAAUUUUUUAAGACAUUUUGUAAAACUCUUUUUGCAGUUGUUUGAUGCACUUUGAAACCUAACAUGCUGUUGUGUCAGUCUAAAUCUGUUCAGUUGUUUUAUACAGCUCCGGGUAUGAGAGGUCAUAAGCUAGUGCCGCAAAGGGGAAUGCCAGGUAGCAUUAGAUGGCAUUUUGGUGGAUAUUGAAACCUGGCAUGGUUUCAUAUGUAACAUUUGCACCGCAGGGGUGGUGUUGUUUAGCAGGGGUGGUGUUGUUUAGCAGCGCGAUGAAGAAAAACUGCUUUGUAUGUUGUUGUUUUUUGCAUUUGGCUCUUGCAGGUCUGUGUUCGACUUAUUCUCUUAUGAAAAGUAAUUUGUAUGCACCUUGUAGCCCAUCGCUUAGUUUGCACAAUUACUGCUCUUACGUUAAAUUACAUUUUAUCUCACCUUUUCAGCCUAACUUGAGUAGUAGUAUUUUAACAAAACAAUGAUGUACCCUGCUUUUGCUAUAUUAUUUUUUUUAUGUAUGAGUUCUGUGUUAUUAAAACAAAACCAGC